Messenger RNA from Aspergillus pseudonomiae, 393 nucleotides. RefSeq names its product tautomerase family protein. The coding region runs from base 1 to 393 and encodes 130 amino acids. Lineage: Eukaryota; Fungi; Ascomycota; Eurotiomycetes; Eurotiales; Aspergillaceae. The transcript is spliced from 2 exons. The record is from RefSeq and is a predicted model, not a curated record.
AUGCCUCUGGUGAGAAUUGAUCUAAUCAAAGGGGUACGGUCUCCCGAUGAGUUAAGACAGCUGGCCGAUGUUAUCCAAGAAGUCAUGCGGAAGCACUUCAAUGCACCCUACCGGGAUCGCUAUCAAAUUGUCACCCAACACGAGCCCUAUGAGCUGAUCUGUGAGGAUACGAAUCUGGGAAUGAAGAGGAGCAACAAGUUGGUUAUCAUACAAAUCCUGCAGCAAGGCCGUGGUGCUGCGCAGAAGCAGGCUGUGUAUCAAGCACUUCAUGAGCAGUUAUCUGAGAGAUGUGGACUCUCUGGAGAAGAUCUUAUUAUCAGCUGUGCCGAAAAUACCAGGGCGGAUUGGAGCUUUGGGAAAGGAGAAGCACAAUUCUUAGCCGGGACAUUAUAG